UUAAAUUAGAAGGAUUGCUAAUUGUACCGGAGAGUGGUCUCCUACACACAAACACAUAUACAUAUACGUAUGUAGAUAUACACACGCAUGCAUAUUGCAACAUUCGAAGUAAAGUGAACGCCGUCCACCGUCAAUUGGCUCUCUCUUGCUUAUUACGUCGACUGCCUAUAAAAAAUUUUGGUACAAACUGCAACGAAAUACCCCCAACAACACAAAGGCUUUCAAUUGCAACUUCCAGUAGGUCCCAUAGGGGGCCGCACCAAUAUCAGUUAAAGCAACCUCUUCAGCUCAGUCAGUUUUAUAACAUAAACCUUGCUGCGUGGACCCAUCCAAACACAACCGAGUCUUCUGAAGAACUCACAAGUGAAGCAUUUUCAGAAGAGGAAGAUCAAAGAAACAAUACAGCGGCGGAGAUGACACUACCAAGUGCCGCUCGCGUCUAUACAGACGUAAACGCUCACAAGCCUGAUGAAUACUGGGAUUACGAGAAUUACGUUGUUGACUGGGGAAAUCAGGAUGAUUAUCAAUUGGUUCGCAAGUUGGGACGUGGCAAGUACUCUGAGGUGUUCGAGGCUAUCAACAUAACGACAACUGAGAAAUGUGUUGUGAAAAUAUUGAAGCCAGUUAAAAAAAAGAAGAUAAAGCGCGAAAUUAAGAUUUUGGAAAAUUUGCGUGGGGGCACCAACAUCAUAACGCUCUUAGCCGUUGUCAAAGAUCCAGUGUCCCGCACCCCAGCACUGAUUUUCGAGCAUGUGAAUAAUACAGACUUUAAACAACUGUAUCAAACAUUAACAGACUAUGAGAUUCGCUAUUAUUUGUUUGAGUUACUUAAAGCACUCGAUUAUUGCCACAGCAUGGGCAUAAUGCAUCGCGAUGUUAAGCCUCAUAAUGUAAUGAUAGAUCAUGAAAAUCGAAAGUUACGCCUCAUCGAUUGGGGACUUGCUGAAUUUUAUCAUCCGGGUCAGGAGUACAAUGUAAGAGUGGCUUCGCGUUACUUCAAAGGACCCGAACUUCUUGUCGAUUAUCAAAUGUACGAUUAUUCACUGGACAUGUGGUCAUUGGGAUGCAUGCUGGCGUCAAUGAUCUUUCGCAAGGAGCCAUUCUUUCAUGGCCAUGAUAACUAUGAUCAACUUGUUAGAAUUGCCAAGGUGCUGGGCACCGAAGAACUGUACGCGUAUCUUGAUAAGUACAACAUCGAUUUAGAUCCGCGAUUUCACGAUAUUUUACAACGCCAUUCCCGCAAGCGUUGGGAACGAUUUGUUCAUUCUGAUAAUCAACAUCUGGUUUCACCGGAAGCAUUAGACUUUCUUGAUAAGCUAUUGCGUUAUGAUCACGUGGAUCGUCUUACAGCUCGCGAAGCUAUGGCGCAUCCAUAUUUUUUGCCAAUUGUUAACGGGCAGGUGAACCCCAACAGCCAGCAAUAGACAUGGAUUUAUAUUGUAAAUUAUACAAACGAAUGUCGAAGCAGCACGGUAAAAGUUACAAGGACGGAAACGAAAACUUUGAAAAGGAAAAAUCGUUAUGUGCUAAAGCUAAAAAGAUUAAUUAAGAUCAAAUUCAAUAAUAAAAACAUCGCAUCGACUCACAGUUCGGAAACAUAACACCGAUUUCACACAAAAUAGAACAAUAGUAAAGUUAUAAUGAAAGGGAAGAUUAUUCAAAUUAUAGUUUUUGAAAUAUGAACAGACAGUGAUUAUAAAAGUACUAAUUUCCAUACAAUUUAAAUAUUUCUGUUUACAAAUUUAUACAUGCGCAUGCUUAAAAAUUAACAUCAAGCAACAUUAUAAUUAACAUAUAUUUAUACCAAUAAUUAUAAAUAUAAUCCAAUAAAUCUCCAUUUCUUACAAAAUCGUUCAAGCAAUUAAAGUAUGAAGUCUGACCUUAUGUGGUCCAGUAACGUUUAUAGAGCUACCAUCGCUCAAGCCGCUAGCCAAAAACAUUCAACACCAGCAUUGCGGCAAAUAAAGCUCAGAACGGUAAA
This is a messenger RNA of Drosophila hydei, 1981 nucleotides long. RefSeq names its product casein kinase II subunit alpha (gene CkIIalpha). The record is from RefSeq and is a predicted model, not a curated record. Gene Ontology annotation, molecular function: ATP binding; protein serine/threonine kinase activity. Gene Ontology annotation, biological process: protein phosphorylation. NCBI's taxonomy places the organism in Eukaryota, Metazoa, Arthropoda, Insecta, Diptera, Drosophilidae. Gene Ontology annotation, cellular component: protein kinase CK2 complex; nucleus; cytosol. The coding region runs from base 414 to 1424 and encodes 336 amino acids. The transcript is spliced from 3 exons.